This is a messenger RNA of Artibeus jamaicensis (Jamaican fruit-eating bat), 5773 nucleotides long. RefSeq names its product EYA transcriptional coactivator and phosphatase 4 (gene EYA4). The record is from RefSeq and is a predicted model, not a curated record. Bases 612 to 2549 code for a protein of 645 amino acids. Gene Ontology annotation, biological process: multicellular organism development; positive regulation of DNA repair; cell differentiation. NCBI's taxonomy places the organism in Eukaryota, Metazoa, Chordata, Mammalia, Chiroptera, Phyllostomidae. The transcript is spliced from 20 exons. Gene Ontology annotation, molecular function: protein tyrosine phosphatase activity. Gene Ontology annotation, cellular component: nucleus.
AGCCGCCCCUCGCUGCCUGCCUCCAGGCCUCGGGCAGCCUCCAGUGGCCGCGGCGCCGCCGCUGGCGUCCCCCGCCCCCAUCCCCGCGCGCAAGUGCGAGGCUGCCCGCGGCGCGGCGCACGCUCGGCUACUUUCGGCUUCCGCGCAAAACUUCGAGCCGGUCCACGUGAAGUUGUCGCUCCCCUUUCAGAGGGGGAUAGAACUUUGGGAAACGCUGGGGAGUGACGACCGUGGCGGCCGGGCGCGCGCUCUCUUUUUCUUUUCUACUUUUCCCCGCCCGUCGUCAGUCCAGAGUUUUGGCUCCUCUUUUUUCCUCCUCCCCCUCGGAGCCUGCUUGUCCCCCCGCCCCGUUUCUCCCCCACUUGUGUACGCUAUUUGUUGGGGGGGGGGGAACGAAGGGGAUGUCCUGUUUUCACCAGAGGCACAGCGCGAAGGGGAAACUUCGACACUGGAAAGAACGAGAAUAAAUACCUAAACACGGACGCACGGAUCCCCUGCUGGGACACUUGAACUUCAAAAUCCCGAGGCGGUUGGAUCGGCAAGAGAUAGUCCAUUCUGAAUUGAAGGAAGCUGCUUCUACUUGGGAGUGGCGGGAGAAGUGAGAAAACCACAUGGAAGACUCCCAGGAUUUAAAUGAGCAAUCAGUAAAGAAAACGUGCACAGAUUCAGAUGUUUCAGAACCUCAGAAUUCCAGGUCUAUGGAAAUGCAGGACCUAGCAAGUCCUCACCCUCUCGUUGGAGGCAGCGAUACUCCGGGGAGCUCCAAACUGGAGAAAGCUAACCUCAGCAGCACAUCCGUCACCACCAAUGGGACAGGAGGGGACAACAUGACUGUUUUAAACACUGCAGACUGGUUGCUGAGUUGCAACACCCCCUCUUCUGCAACAAUGUCUCUCCUUGCAGUCAAAACAGAGCCUUUGAACAGCAGUGAAACCACAACCACGACUGGAGAUGGAGCGCUUGACACUUUUACUGGGUCAGUAAUAACAAGUAGUGGCUACAGUCCCAGAUCAGCACAUCAAUAUUCCUCGCAGCUCUACCCUUCCAAGCCCUAUCCACACAUUCUUUCUACACCAGCAGCUCAAACAAUGUCUGCCUACGCGGGCCAGACUCAGUAUUCGGGAAUGCAGCAGCCGGCAGUCUACACAGCGUACUCACAGACAGGACAGCCCUACAGCCUGCCCACCUACGACUUGGGUGUGAUGUUGCCAGGCAUCAAGACGGAGAGUGGACUUCCACAGACUCAGUCUCCAUUACAGAGCGGGUGCCUCAGUUACAGCCCAGGGUUCUCCACCCCACAGCCGGGCCAGACACCUUAUUCUUACCAGAUGCCAGGUUCUAGUUUUGCACCAUCAUCUACUAUUUAUGCAAAUAAUUCCGUUUCCAACUCAACAAAUUUCACCGGCUCACAACAGGAUUAUCCAUCUUACACAGCCUUUGGCCAAAACCAGUAUGCACAGUAUUACUCAGCAUCGACAUACGGAGCAUAUAUGACAUCAAAUAACACAGCUGAUGGCACGUCAUCCUCAACCUCAACCUAUCAGUUGCAGGAAUCUCUCCCAGGACUGACUAGCCAACCAGGUACAGAUCUUCAUCCAGGAGAGUUUGACACGGUGCAGAGCCCCUCCACACCCAUUAAAGACCUGGAUGAGAGGACGUGUCGGAGUUCGGGGUCAAAGUCCCGAGGCAGAGGCCGCAAAAACAACCCCUCCCCGCCGCCUGACAGCGACCUGGAGCGUGUGUUUGUCUGGGACUUGGAUGAAACCAUCAUUGUUUUUCACUCACUGCUCACAGGUUCUUACGCCCAGAAGUACGGCAAGGAUCCCCCCAUGGCUGUAACUCUUGGACUCCGAAUGGAGGAAAUGAUUUUUAAUCUUGCUGAUACACAUUUAUUUUUUAAUGAUUUAGAGGAGUGUGAUCAAGUUCAUAUAGAUGAUGUUUCCUCUGAUGAUAAUGGUCAGGACUUAAGUACCUACAGUUUUGCAACUGAUGGCUUCCAUGCAGCUGCAAGUAGUGCAAACCUUUGUUUGCCAACAGGUGUAAGAGGAGGGGUGGACUGGAUGAGGAAGUUGGCUUUUCGUUACAGAAGAGUAAAAGAAUUAUACAACACCUACAAGAACAAUGUCGGAGGACUCCUUGGCCCGGCCAAGAGAGACGCGUGGCUGCAGCUAAGGGCAGAGAUCGAAGGCCUGACUGACUCCUGGCUAACAAAUGCACUCAAGUCUUUAUCAAUCAUUAGUACUAGGAGUAACUGCGUAAAUGUCUUGGUAACGACGACCCAACUGAUCCCAGCUCUUGCGAAGGUUCUGCUCUAUAGUUUAGGAGGUGCUUUCCCCAUUGAGAAUAUUUACAGUGCAACUAAAAUAGGAAAAGAAAGUUGCUUUGAACGAAUAAUGCAAAGGUUUGGCAGAAAAGUAGUGUAUGUGGUAAUUGGGGAUGGUGUAGAAGAAGAACAGGCAGCAAAAAAGCACAACAUGCCCUUCUGGAGGAUAUCCAGUCACUCAGACCUCUUGGCUCUACAUCAAGCACUGGAAUUAGAAUAUUUGUAACUGUGUUCUCUAGCUGGAGAUCCGUUGUUUUUUUUUUUAAUAUUUCAAGUACACUGAAUUUUUAUGUGUGAUUCAAUGCCUCUGGCUUUACACAUAUAAAUUGUCUUAAAGGAUGAUAUCAUAUUUGGAAUGAAACUUCCAGAAUGAAGAAUUCAGAUUGCUGAAUGGAAUUAAACUUUAGUGCUACAGAAAGGAAGCUCUAUGGUCUUAUAUUUACAACACUUUAAUGAUUUAACAAAAAAAUAAUAAUCUGUGGAGGUUGCUGGUACAUACGGAAUGAGUCCUAACUGGAAUUAACAGCUUUAGCACAGAGCACAGAGCGAAGCAGCACCACGUGCUCCGUCUGACAAGGUGGUUUGCAACGACAUUCCUCAACAUGGGAGAUCCUCUCGGCCCUGAGGUUUGAAUCUGACUUUAGCCUACCUAGCCCAGAAAAUCUGAAUUGGAAUGCACUCAGACUGUGUAAGGACAGUCCUGUCUACACCUGUAAUUUGUGUAAAUUAUUGAUGAAAAUAAUUUACUGUGACUUUAUUAGCAGCUGACUUUGAAAGUGGAUGCAAUUUUUCUUUCAUUUGUCGGGGAGGGACGAGGGAGGGGAAAUGGGAAUCUGAUAUCGUCUCUUUUUUUAAGUUUGGCGAACAGAACGUUCAUACUGAUGUGUUGUGCCUUAAAGACGAGACAGCAUUUGUGUGUUACAAUGUAACUUUGGUUGAGAAUCUCUGUAGAUAAUGAAAAACAAAAACCUUUGUGAUCUUAACAUGACCAAAUUUAAAAUUCAAGCUAUCAGAGCUUAAUACUACAUCAGCAAGAAACUAUUUGUUGCUAUAAGAAAACAAUAAUAAUAAAAGAAAGCUUGUGUUUUAUUUGGGUUCUUAAUAAUUCCAAUAAUUAUAUGAGGCAACUAUUAGUGCAUCCAACCAGAAGCAGGAGGUUUGGGAAAGACUGUGGGACCUUUACUUAGAAAGUGAAAUGUGUGUCGAAGUCCUGAGCAUCCUUUCAACCGUUUUAUUGGAGAAAACUAAGAGCCAUAUUCAUGAGGACUUGUACUGUUUUAAGUUUGGCUUUUUGAUAAGUGUAAGUUGCAUAGAAGAAAAUAUUUUUAUAAAAAUGAUAAGCGAGUAUCACCCAAACUUUCUUAGAAUAAGCCAGGAAGACAGCUUGAAAUUCACAUUUGAGUAAACAUGGCUGACAAUAAAGCUAAGAGCACAUUUUUCCAAUGCCAUUGCAAAAAUGAAACAUCCCUGGUAGUGGAAGGUGGAUGCCCCAGAUGGCUUCUUAGGAAAAAAGUGACUCAAUGAAAAUUUUACCUAGAAUAUCAUCGUAAAAUAAAUCAGCAAGUGAGCCGCAUCUUGGCAGCAGUACUGAAAUUACAACAGUGGAAUAGUACCUGGUUCUCUGUCUUGACACAUCAAUCCAGUUUCCCUCCACUGGAGACCUGCAUAUCUUAGUUUCUGCCUGCACUGUUACUGCACAAUGAACCGCAUUCAUUGCAAGGGGAACCUGGCAUCGUUGUGUUUGCAUGUUUUUUUCUCUUGGUGUGUAGCCCAUGUUAGGAACAUGAUACAGGUUCUCCUGUCAUUUUGUGUGACAUGAUUUCCCUUGUGGAAAUUUAAGCCUUCACGAUCUAGGAGUGUUUGCAUGAUGUCUGCACCUGCAGUCCUGUAUUUAAAAUGUCAUAACGUGGGACUGGAGUCCAGCCACCAGCCAGCGCCCUAACCUGAGGCUGGUUGUGAUAGCUUCACCCUCUGAGGUGGCUUCGGUGGCUCCCCUAAGGUCAGUGCUUUGCACACCGAUCACAACACUCGGUGUAGAAAUGUGAUUUUAUUUUUCAGGCUAUAAACCUGUAUUUCUCUACUAAAUGUGAAGGCCAUGUUUACACUGGGCAGAAGGAGAGUGAGAUCCAAUUUUACAUCCGAUUGUGAAUUCAUCAUGCAAACCUUAAACUUGACACUUUGUAGCCUUUGGCUACCUCUGCCCUAAGUACAGUUGCAGACAAAUUAAGGUGGGAAUGCUAAUAAUAAUAAUAAUAAUUCUAUGUUUCUGUUAGCCUUUAGCUUGAAAAUAACAGUUUAAAAAUUAAAGAGCUGCAUUGAUUAUCAAUAAUUAUAUUUUGUGCACUAAAAUCUUAAAUAUUUAUUACUGUGAAUAAAACAAAAUUAUCUUUACUGUAUGGCCAGUUUCUUUAAAUGACAGAAUUGUGGCAUUACAUCCAAAUUUUUCAUUCUUUUUCAUAUCAAGCAAGCAAGGCUUCUUAUGCUGCUAAGCCUGCAGGUGCAGAGAGGGACAAGCCCUCAGAGAGCAAAGAAAAGGGUCGCUGAUUGCCUCACCCUGUGCUGUUUCUCACACCCAGCUUCUCCUCUGAUUGUGUGUUCAGAAAAGGCUGCCAGCACAAAACCUGAAGGCUAGGUCAAAGGAGAAGAGCUUGUUUGUCACACCAGUGGAGCAGGCCAAGGAACCAGCAUCACAGCUGGUCACGUGACUUUGAGCAUGCUCAGAAUAGAACCCUUCCCUUCCCACCUUAGUAACAGAAGAUCCUCUUCCUUUCUGAUGUGGAAAAAAGUUAACCAACAAGCAACCAGCCCCUUUGGCAAUAUCCGCAUUCUAUUUACUUGUAAAAUAUUGUGCCUUAUGGUAAACAAGUUUGAAAAAUAUUCUGCAACUUAAAUGAGUUUAUGGCUACUUCAUGUACAAGUGUGGUAUAUGACUGGGAAAGGUAACUAUCUUGUGUUGCACCUGAAAUAUCAAGAUAGGUCGUCCUGGUGUAAUAUUAGAGCAUACAAGAUUAAGUCAUGAUGCCCCAGAGAAAGUUUGUAAAUCAAACUUAGAGGCAAAAUAAAACAUUUAGAAUCAUGCAGUUUGUGCACAAAAAGUAGAUAAUAACUCUAAAAAAAUUUUCCCCUGGUCUCUGGUGAACUAAGAUGCAAAAUAGUGUCAACAGCAUUCUUUGGUAUGGGUUUUUUACAGCUCAUUUGUUUAUGACAAGCCUACAUUCUCAGUGAAUAUGGCGUUUAGUAUUUCUUUAAAAAAAAAACAAACUUAAGCAUCAUGAGCCAAAGUUGCAUUUUGACUCCUUACUAUGGUAGCAUGAUGGAGAUCUCACAGUCAAAGUCAAGGGUUUCUGUUAUGUAUUAGUAAAAUAUAGAUUAUGGGGGCCUACAUAAUUUAAAGAAAUGUAAAUUAAUAUUAAAAGCUUGUAAAAAUAUGUACAUCUUUACUAUUUCUCA